AACGAAGCGGAACUCAAACAGCAUUUGGAGAGACGAGGUGAUGUUCAUUAAAUCAGCUUCGCAAUAUUCUCAUGUUCCUUUCCGGCACCGACCGAAGCGAAACCGAACUCGCCAAUCUCGGCUUUCUGACAUCCGAGAAAGUUCGAGCAUGGCAGCAGCGCAACUUCCGCACGUCUCCGGCGGCGAACCUUCAACAUUCACGACUCUAUACAUUAUACCAUUUACAUUAGACUACUUGCUCGCAUCAUCGUAUGCCGCAUGGAUAGUAACAAGCCGGGAACAUAGCCGCAGCCGAGAUCACUAAUGGCGCCUAUAUCACACUUCCCACACCCUCGAUCCUUCCUCAACCUCAUCCCCCUCCGCCCCGCCACCUCCUUCCUCCUCCUCGCCCUCGCCAUCAACAAAGUCACCGGCCUUUACGGCAUCCUCGCCCUCUUCACCGGCUACCACCUCAACUUCCUCCAACUCUCCCACUACAUCUACAACCUUGUAAUCCUAGUCUUGGUCUGCUACCUGAGCUCCGCGAUCCGUGCGCCGCGCCACGAUGGUAGCGGUAAUCAUGUUAACGGAGUGGUGAAGACGUUGGCGUUGGCGUGGGUGUACGUGGUUGAUGCGGUGGUCAGUAGUGUGUAUACUCUACUCUUCGCAUCGGGAUGGUUCGUGUUGCUUGCUAGGCAGAUGGGUCAAGAGACGAUCGCCGGCGCAGUGGGAGACGGGCUGGGCAUGGGUAUGAUGAACGAUAAGGCCGGUUUCACCAACCCGCAAUACAACAACGUCAGUAAAGUCGAGAUUGUGGCCACGCCCGCACCGAGCAUGAUGGCGGGACAGCAAGCGACGGCGUAUGCGAGUACCGCCAACAACACCAGCAGCGCGGGAACGCUAGGCGAAGCGGUCUUCCAGUCCGGCUCGAUGAUGAGUCUUACCAUCCUCGUCCUGCUGUGGGUGGUACGCAUCUACGCCUGCCUGAUCGUGCUGUCGUUCGCUCGGAGUAUUCUGCGGAGUUACAUCGUACGCUGCAGCGCAAGCGCGGGAUACAGCCAAUCACAAUCUCAAGACCCGAGUAUGGGCGCGAACCCAUUCCAACCUGCGAGCGGAAGAGCGGAGAGUGAAGGCUGGCGCGGCAAGCUGGGGCGCGUGAUGCUUCGGUGGCCCUCGGAGCGGUAUUGGCUCGGGCGGGAUGAGAGCGAGAACGAGUGGGCGAGGCAGACUUCGAGCAGACUCGAGGGCGCCAAAGGCAUGAAGCUGCAAGUACCCAGUGAGGGUGUUGGGGAGCGUGAGAGGCGGGCGAGAAGCGGUACGGGACCGCCAAUGUCGGCUGUUGCGAAGGGUCACUCAUAGUCCGCAGUCGAACCGUCUGUGCUUCUCGGACCCUUGCGUGUGCUUGUAGAGCUAGUGUACGAUGAAACGCGCUGCGGUACUGCCGCCAUCAGCCUGCUCAUCGCAGCCGAUCUCACUCUACCACCUCUGUACAAGUCGACCUGUAUUGCCUUGCCGUCUGAUUCCCCGCGAGAGGGCAGUGGCCAAUUCCUUUUGCCUCCUUCGC
Messenger RNA from Baudoinia panamericana UAMH 10762, 1543 nucleotides. RefSeq lists its product as uncharacterized. Gene Ontology annotation, cellular component: inositol phosphoceramide synthase complex; Golgi membrane. The record is from RefSeq and is a predicted model, not a curated record. NCBI's taxonomy places the organism in Eukaryota, Fungi, Ascomycota, Dothideomycetes, Mycosphaerellales, Teratosphaeriaceae. Gene Ontology annotation, biological process: inositol phosphoceramide metabolic process. Gene Ontology annotation, molecular function: inositol phosphoceramide synthase regulator activity. The transcript has 3 exons. Bases 304 to 1338 code for a protein of 344 amino acids.